AUGUCGCGCUUUGAAAUUUACUCGCCUGAAGGUUUGAGAGUAGAUGGAAGGAGAUGGAAUGAAAUCCGCAGGUUUGAGUGCAGGAUAAACUCGCAUCCUACUUCUUCGGAUGGAUCAUCAUAUGUUGAGCAGGGCAAUACCAAAGUUCUUUGUCUAGUUCAAGGACCAAUGGAACCUGCAUUGCGUUCGCAAUCAUCCACAGCUCAAGGUUCGCUGAUAGUUAACGUCUCGGUGACACCGUUUGCCACAGUGGAGAGAAACAAAAGGCCCAGAAACGACCGCCGUAUUCAAGAGCUAUCUGCUACUCUGACCAGAACGUUUAAUAAGGCUAUAGUGCUGAAAAACUAUCCCAGAAGUUUGAUACAGGUGAAUUUGCAGGUACUAGCACUGGAUGGUGGACUUCUGGCGGCUUGCACGAAUGCUACAACGCUGGCUCUUAUGGACGCCGGUAUCAGCAUGUAUGACUAUAUCUCUAGUGUGACUGCUGGAAUAUUCGAUGGCCAGACCCCAUUGUUGGAUCUGAAUACUAUAGAAGAGAACGAGCUGGGAUUUCUCACGGUUGGUGUAAUUGGUGAGAGCGAGAAGCUAGCCUUAUUGCUAAUGGAGGACAGGGUUGGCAUGGAUUCUUUGGAGAAAGUGCUAGCUAUAGCUAUAGCUGGCAGUCAUAGAAUACGGGAGUUGAUGGAUAUACAGGUCCGAAACUAUGGAAAACAUAAAGUCGCAAAGCUGGCGAAUCAGUGA
Kuraishia capsulata CBS 1993 is the source of this 741-nucleotide messenger RNA. RefSeq lists its product as uncharacterized. Gene Ontology annotation, cellular component: nucleolus; nuclear exosome (RNase complex); cytoplasmic exosome (RNase complex). The record is from RefSeq and is a predicted model, not a curated record. Gene Ontology annotation, biological process: rRNA catabolic process; U4 snRNA 3'-end processing; nuclear mRNA surveillance. The transcript has a single exon. Bases 1 to 741 code for a protein of 246 amino acids. NCBI's taxonomy places the organism in Eukaryota, Fungi, Ascomycota, Pichiomycetes, Pichiales, Pichiaceae.